UCCCCCCGGGGCCACGUGCCGGUGGCGGAAGCGCGCGGGGGGAGCGGGGCGGUGGCAGAGCGGCCGUGGGGCCUGGCCGCAGCCCGCAGGAUGCUGGCCCGGGGCCGGCGGCUCUUCCGCCGCUGCUGCCAGCCCUUCUUCAGGGGCCGGUUCCUGCUGGCCACCAACACGGUGAGCUGCGGGGCGCUCCUGGCCGCCGGCGACACGCUGCAGCAGGUGCGGGAGCGCCGCAAGGACCCGGCCCGGCCCUGGGAGCCUGCUCGCACAGCGCGCAUGUUUGCCAUCGGCUGCAGCAUGGGCCCCUUGAUGCACUACUGGUACCUCUGGCUGGACGGAGCCUUUCCCGCGAGGGGCUUUAAGAGCAUGAAAACGGUGCUGAAGAAAGUCCUCAUUGACCAGCUGGUGGCAUCUCCAGCCCUGGGAGUCUGGUAUUUCUUAGGCAUGGGCGCCCUGGAGGGCCAGUCCCUGGAGGAGAGCUGGGGCGAGCUCAAGGAGAAAUUCUGGGAGUUUUACAAGGCCGACUGGUGCGUGUGGCCGGCGGCUCAGCUCGUGAACUUCCUCUUCCUCCCGCCCAAGUACCGGGUGGUUUACGUGAACGUGAUUACGCUGGGCUGGGACACGUACCUCUCCUACCUCAAGCACAGGCAUAACCAGCCCCUGAGCGCUGAGCACGACUCGCAGCACGUGGACCAGCGCAGCAUCGGGAUGUGAACAGGCAGCGCUGAAGCCGUUCUCGGAGGCUGCUGCCAUGUUUUCGUAAACCGCCCAGCGCUAAUCAGUUGUUUGGGUUCCUGUUGAAGCUGCGAGCGCUGUGAGCGUGGGCAGGAGCCGGCUCACGGCGGCCACGAACGAGGUCUCGAUCCAGGAAAGAAAACCCGUUUCCGGAGACAAUCACAGCCAUGGGCUGCGCCUCACUGCAGCCGGAGAUCGUGCUAAUUAACUCGUCUACUGAUUGCAAUUAGGAGUUUAGAUUGUAUUUUAGAGAAUCUUGUGUCAAAGGCUAUUUAAUAGAGCUGAUUUUUCUAUUCUUCCACAGAGCCCACGCUGUUAGGGAGGGGAGCAGCUGCUGCAUUUAUCUUUGCAUCCAGCACCUGGGGUUCUGGUCCCCAGGGCUCUCUGCUCUGCUGCAGGCAGGUUUUUCCCUUCCCGGCAAGGUUGGCCCCUCGCUCUUCUGCUAGGGAGCAGCCCUGACAGCGAACACGGCAACUCCAAACCAUUCCUUGCUCCCGAUGCAGCCGUUUGUUUGGCAAAUCGAUGCCGCCCCUCUGCUCCUCCAGCCUUUCCCUGCUUUCUCUCUUCAGACUCUUGCCUAUUACCAAGGGGAAAGUCACUAACUCCAGCACUGCCUUUCCCCUCUCCGUGUUCCCCUGCCUGUUUCAGAGGAUGGACUCCACCGUGGUGGGCUGUAGCCCCCAGACUUGUAAUUGUAGCUGUGUAAUCGCUGCCCUCUGUCCAACACGGCUGAGACCAGAACUUGAGCCAAAACAGAGGCUUUGCAAAAGCCUUCUUCAGGGAAGGGCUGCUGCUGGGACCACAGCAGCCCCUUCUGUCCCAGCUCUCGGCAGGCCCUGCCUGGAGCUACGCUGGGGCUGAGCAGCCCUUGGCAGCUCCUUGGGCCGCAAACUCCCCUUUCCUUGCUGCCGCCUGCGCGCAGGGUGCUCGUGCUCGGGGCUGGCCCCUUGCCGCGGGCUCCAGCGCAGGAGGCUGCCGGAGCGUUGCUGCAGGGCCCCGGGUGAGCGCGAUGCUCGCUCUGUAACCUGGGAACUUAUUUAUUUACAGUGUCGAUGAAAACUGUCUUAAUAUGCCUAAAUCAACUUUUCUAACGAUUAAAGAUGAGCCUUACUUACA
Messenger RNA from Dromaius novaehollandiae (emu), 1848 nucleotides. It is a transcript of the gene MPV17L2, whose product is annotated as MPV17 mitochondrial inner membrane protein like 2. The record is from RefSeq and is a predicted model, not a curated record. Gene Ontology annotation, biological process: mitochondrial ribosome assembly; cellular response to reactive oxygen species. The transcript has 6 exons. Bases 91 to 711 code for a protein of 206 amino acids. NCBI's taxonomy places the organism in Eukaryota, Metazoa, Chordata, Aves, Casuariiformes, Dromaiidae. Gene Ontology annotation, cellular component: cytoplasm; mitochondrion; membrane.